AAGGGCGAGGCGACUACAGCUGCUGCCACCUCCUUAUCUCCACCCCGCUGGCUCUCACUUGUGCCCGGCUGUUCGGUAACAGCUCUUCUUCCGGGACUUCCUGGUCGCCGUGACCAAUCAGAGUGUUGUUCCGUCCUUACCAGUGUCAGCCUGCAGCCCAUCAGCGCGCCUCUACCAACGCCCCUUAAAGGCGCCGCCGACGCCUCUGGAGCUGGGGCGAACCCGUUCCUUGGUUCCUGUCCCCAACUGCAGUAUGGAGUCGUCCCGGGGACGGCCCGGGCCCAAGGCGGACCUUCUGGUUCUGGGGGGAGAGGAAGCCGCGAUUUUCGGCAGCGGGCCAGGCCGAACGCCCUCUGAGCCGCCCUCAGGCUUCCGGGUGUCGGAGGAAGAAGAGGCCGAGAACGUUGGAGGCUCGAGCUGCCACCCCAAGGCGUCCCCUAAGACUUCGAGCUGCAGCGUCGUCCACCGGCCGGAACUGGAGGCUCCAGAGAACGAGCCCGGCCGCACAGUUACGCCGUCUGGACCCGGGAGCCGCCGGGGGGCGCCGGGUCCCGAGCACGACCUGCACGGGCCUUCCAUACACAAGGACCCUGAGCCGCCCGAGGACAAGCCUGCAUCCGAAAAAAUCUGCCGUCGAGGGAGCUUGGGAGGCGGCGGGAUGGAUGUUGAGCUGGAGGAGGAAGACGACGAGGGGGCGGCCGGCAGGGCUGGCAGAUCGUUUUCUAGCCGCCUUCAGGACAGCCGCAGCCUGGAUGGGCUGAGUGGGGCGUGUGGCGGCUCCGGGUCCCCAGGGGGUGCAGAGUCUGGCGCGGGGGGCGGGCGUCGCGCCACCAUCUCCAGCCCCUUGGAGCUUGAGGGCACUGUCAGCCGCCAGGGCGACCUCACUCACUUUGUCGCCAACAACCUGCAACUCAAGAUCCGUCUGAGCAGCACCCCUCAACCCCCGCCCCCUGCCCCUGCGCCGCUCUGUUCGGCGCCCUCGUCCACUCCGGCCAUCCCCCCCAUCGACCCCGACGUGCUGCGGGACCUGGAGCGGCUGAGUCGCGAGCUGGGCGGCAGGGUGGACCGUCUGCUUCGCGGGCUGGGUGGCGCGGUGCAGGAGCUGACAGCACUGAGCGUGGGCUGCAUCCAGACCUACCGCGAUGCCGUGGAUUCCCUAGGCGAAGCCGUGGACAUGAGCAUCAAGGGGAUGUACACCCUGCUGGCGCGCUGCGAGGAGCUGGAGAGGGCUCUGCAGCCAGUGCAGGGGCUGGCGCGCCAAGUCCGGGAUAUCCGACGCACCCUGGAGGUGUUGGAGGCUCUGUGCAAGUGACCAGGAGGGCAAGAGAGGCGAGGCCAGGCCAAGCCAGGGCCCAGUAGGCUCCUAAGGACUCUUCAAGGAGCUCUGGUAGCGAGAUGGAUAUAUCGGAGGCUCCUUCAGAUGCAGUUAGCAGGCCUGUGUCCACUCACUGGGCCCUAUUCAGGUGUAUAUGGGGAAGUUCUAAAGGUUUUCCUGGUGGGAGGGGAUGAUGCUCAGCUUCUACUCAGUUGGCCAUCUGCAGCUACCUUGUUCUCCCCAACUCUCUUCCCUAGCUAAAGCAUCGUCUUUGGGAACCCAGAGCUUCAGGUUUGGGCUUAGGAGACAUGACUGCCACAUGUGAUCAAGAAAGGAGAACAGAAGAGGCCCCAGCCCGCACUGUGGCCACUGUGACUCCAGUGACCACAUCUCAGGUGCCAGGGACUAUGGGACCUUGAUUUGGUCCUUGGCCACACACCAUGCAGACAAGGAUGCACACCUGCGGAUGGAUAACCUCCUGCUUCUGCCCGCUGGCCCCAUACCAUUCCAUCUCAGCCAGAACCAGGGUGGAGCUAGAAGGAAUGCAUUGCAUGGUAGAGGGGUGAGUUGGGAGUGGUGUCACUGCUCUCAGGGUUCAGUAGAAAUGUUGCUGGUUUUGAAGCGCACCUUUUGCGCAGUGUUCUAAUCAGUUUUGACUUUCUGAGUUUUUGUGGAAUUAAAGUGUUGCUGCUGCUAAGG
Miniopterus natalensis is the source of this 2014-nucleotide messenger RNA. It is a transcript of the gene BORCS6, whose product is annotated as BLOC-1 related complex subunit 6. Gene Ontology annotation, cellular component: BORC complex. The record is from RefSeq and is a predicted model, not a curated record. NCBI's taxonomy places the organism in Eukaryota, Metazoa, Chordata, Mammalia, Chiroptera, Miniopteridae. Gene Ontology annotation, biological process: lysosome localization.